CUAUCUCCUGCUUUAUACUCCAGUACAGUUGGUGGCGUUAAUGCUCCUCUGAGCGACAGGAUGUAGUAAUGUAGUUUCCAGCUCUCUCUCCCAGUUAGCAUGUUUGACAGGGCUAAUAUCGUUGUGUGAGUAAUGUUAGGAAAAGCCGUCAGGAUUGAGUGUUCUUGUCCUUCUUUGACUCUUCUCUCUGUGUCAAAUGUCCGGGUUUGAGGAUCUUAAAGAUUUAUUCAGACGGCGGCUGCUCGCUGCGGCUCACAGAGACCCGAGAGGACAAACAACAACAACAUGUGGAUAUGAAGAGGAGCUCCUCCGACAAAGAAAACUACUGGAUGUGAUUUUAACUCCUGAAAUAAAGCUGCAGAGAGCAGUGUUUCCUGCAGACGUCCAGCUGCUGAUGGUGAAAAAAGAAGAGGUUCCCCCUGAGCAGCAGGAGUGUAGCCCCAGUCUGGACCAGGAGGACACUAAGCACUUUAAAGAGGGGCAGGAGGAACUCUCAAGAAGUCAGGUAGGAGAGCAACUACAAGCACGGGAGGAUGCUGAUACCAACAAGUUCACCUUCACUCCUGUCCCUGUGAAGAGUGAAGACGAUGAAGAGAAACCUCAGUCCUCACAACUUAAUCAGAGACAAAUUAAACAGAUGGAAACAGGUGCGGAUAGAGAGGACUGUGUAGGAGCAGAACCAGAGACGGACUCAGAUCCAGAAAGACAUUUACAACCAGAGAUCAAGGUCAAGACCGAAGACUCUACUGAACCUGAGACAUUUGAAUGCAAUGAUUUGAGUCAGGCCAGAGAACAUCCCUCAGGUUUGAAGUCUGUGGAAAGAGAUGAAGAUAAAGGACAAAAAACUGAUAAGAAAUCCCACGAAUGCUCUGAGUGUGGUAAAACAUUCAAAAUGAAAUGUAUACUGAUCAAACACAUGAAAGUUCACACAGGAGAGAAACCCUUUAGCUGUUUAAAGUGUGGUAAAAGAUUUACUAGAAAACAUGGUCUGACAACACACAUGAUUAGUCACACAGGAGAGAAACCCUUUAGUUGUUCUGAAUGUGGGAAAAGAUUUAACAGAAAUGGUAGUCUGAAACUUCACAUGGUGCAUCACACAGGAGAGAAGGUCUUCAGCUGCUCUGAGUGUGGUAAAAUAUUUAAUAAUAAGAAUUGUCUGACCAGACACAUUUUAGUGCACACAGGAGAGAAACCCUUCAGUUGCUCUUUUUGCAGUAAGAGAUUUACCCAAAAGGGCCACCUGAUAUCACACAUGUUGGUUCAUACUGGAGAGAAACUAUUCAGGUGCUCCGAGUGUGGUAAAAGAUUUAAGCGUAAUUAUAAUCUGACAGUUCAUAUGACCUAUCAUACAGGAGAGAAAAGCUACACCUGUAGUGUUUGUGACCAAAGAUUCUUUUGGCACAGUCAGUUAAAAAGACAUGCUUGUACUGGUGUCCAGGUAUCCGAUCUUUAUCAAAACCAAACUGAGGAGAAAAGAGAGAGAGAAACAGGAGCUGAUGAAGAGGACUGUGGAGGAGCAGAACCAGAGAGGGACUCAGAUCCAGAGAGAAAAUUAAAACCAGAGACUGAGGUCAAGACUGAAGACCUUAAUGGUGAUUGUAAGAAGACCAGAGAACAUCAUUCAGGUUUAAACUUGCUGAGACACUUUGACGUCUCCAAGAGUUCAGCAAUGUUUGAAUCUGACAGGAAACAACUUCUCUGCUUGGAGUCUGAUCAACUUUUCAGUGGAUCAUGUGACAACCAGUUAACACAAAGAGAAGGUCUGGGCCAACACAUGGAAGUCCAAGGAAGGGUACACAGAGGGGCCAAGCAGGAGGACACAGAGCCUUCACUCGUUAAAGAGGAGCAGGAGGAAGUCUGGAUCAGUCAUGCUGAUACCGACAAGAUCCCCUUAAUUUCUGUCCGUGUGAAGAGUGAAGAUGAUGAAGAGAAACCUCAGUCCUCAGAGCUUCAUCAGAGACAAACUGAACAGAUUGAAACAGAAGAUGAUGGAGAGGACUGUGGAGGAUCAGAACCAGGCAGAGACUUUAAUCCAGAAAGUCAUUUACAGACAGUUUCUAUUGAUGAGACUCCACAUCUGUCUGGAUCUGAUACUGAUGACAGUGGUGAUUGGGAGAGGAGUAAUGAACCCCAGGAAGGUUUAAACCCUCUGCAAAACAAAGACUUACCUGUAAGUGAUAUGAACUGUAAUACUCAAAAUACAUCAGUUAGCUCCUCUGAAUGUGCUCCAAGCUUUGGACAAAAGGAACAACUGCAGAAAAACAAAGAAAUCAAUACAGGAGAGAAACCAUUCAGUUGCUCGGUUUGUGGUAAAAGAUUCACACAAAGUGGAACCCUUAAACGACACACUGUUGUCCACACAGGGGAGAAACCGUUUAGUUGUACACUUUGUGGUAAAAGAUUCACUCGAAGAGGAACCCUUAAACACCACUCUGUUGUCCACACUGGGGAGAAACCUUUUAGUUGUGUAUUAUGUGGUCACAGAUUUGCGAGUAGUGGAGAUCUUAAAAGACACACAAUUGUCCACACAAGAGAGAAACCGUUUAGUUGUUUAGUUUGUGGUCACCGAUUCACUGACAGUGGAUCUCUCAAAAGUCACUCUUUUUUACACACAGGAGAGAAACCAUUCAGUUGCUCAAUUUGUGGUAAAAGAUUCACACAAAGAGGAGUUCUAAAAAGACACUCUAUUUUACACUCAGGGGAGAAACAGUUUAGUUGUUCAGUUUGUGGUAAAAGAUUCACACGAAGAGGAACCCUUAAACAUCACUCUUGUAUCCACACAGGGGAGACAUCUUUUUAGUUGUGUAGUAAGUGGUCACAGAUUUACAAGUAGUGGAGAUCUAAAAGGACACUCUUUGUUGUUCAGUUUGUAGUGUGAAAUUCUCAAGCAAUGUAGAUCCAAAAAGUCACAUUUUUGAGAGAAACCAGACAGGAAACAAAGACCCUGUAGUGUAAGAGAAUGAGUGAAAAACCAUUAACAAAAUAAAAGCACAGCAAAGAACCGUUUGCAGAAAUAUUCUCUUUAUUGUUAACUUCAACUGGGUUAGGUCUAAAAGCUGUCAAACUAAGCUUUACUAUUAUUUGAGGUGAGGAUGGAUACUAACAAUAGAUCUUAUUUUACAUUCAUGUCUUACAUAUUUUUGCUUGAGUAUGGAUAUUGUGGAACAGUGGGUGUAUUUAGGGGGCUGCUGCUGAGUCACGUUUGGCCGAAUGUUAGGGGUCAGUGUUGGCCAGAAGAGCCAGCCAUAGCCCUGGCAAUAAGUGAGUAGCCGGAUAUUUUCUUUAAAUAAACAGUACUUUUUAAACCUGAAAUUGUGAUCGUGAUCUCAAUAUUGAUUAAGAAUAUUCAUGAUUAUCAUUUUGAUCAAUAUUUAGUUUUUUUGUUGCUGAUAGAUGCCUGUAUGUCUGAGCACUUUAACCUGAAGCAUUUCAAAUGUUGUUGUAUAAUAGUAGAAAGAAUAGUCCGCACACCGGAAGCUGCUCCAAUUAAGUUAAAUUUAAUGGAAAAAAUGUAACGCAAGAAUUACCACCAACCCUUACCCUACUGGUGGUAAUUUUUCCAUUAAAUUUAACUUAAUUGGGGCACCUUCUGGUGUGCAGACUAUUCGUUCUAAUUUUUGACUUUUUUCUGUUCAGCACACAGUACUUGUUUUCGGAUGUGCGUGCUUUUUGAUACAAUUCUAUAAUAACAAUAAAUGCUUUCUUCUUUUUUGCACUAAA
Molecule: messenger RNA, 3720 nt
Organism: Labrus mixtus (cuckoo wrasse)
Lineage: Eukaryota; Metazoa; Chordata; Actinopteri; Labriformes; Labridae
Product: zinc finger protein 665-like
Exons: 2
Coding region: 197-2800 (867 amino acids)
Biological process (GO): regulation of transcription by RNA polymerase II
Cellular component (GO): nucleus
Molecular function (GO): RNA polymerase II transcription regulatory region sequence-specific DNA binding; DNA-binding transcription factor activity, RNA polymerase II-specific
Source: RefSeq, a predicted model, not a curated record